Opisthocomus hoazin is the source of this 1890-nucleotide messenger RNA. Lineage: Eukaryota; Metazoa; Chordata; Aves; Opisthocomiformes; Opisthocomidae. The record is from RefSeq and is a predicted model, not a curated record.
AUGGUACUAAUCCUGGGACGCAGACUGAAUAGAGAGGAUAGCGGGAUACGAGAUUCCCCUGCAACCAAGCGGAAAGUUUUUGAAAUGGACCCAAAAUCGUUGUCAGGCCCCGAGUUUUUCGACUUCUCCUCGGGAUCAUCCCACGCCGAAAGCAUUCUCCAGAUCUUCAAUGAGUUUCGGGACAGCCGGUUGUUCACGGAUGUUAUCAUCUGCGUGGAAGGGAGGGAGUUCCCCUGCCAUCGCGCCGUGCUCUCGGCCUGCAGCAGCUACUUCAGAGCCAUGUUUUGCAACGACCACAGAGAAAGCAGAGAGAUGCUAGUGGAGAUCAACGGCAUUUUCGCUGAAGCUAUGGAUUGCUUUUUACAGUACGUAUACACUGGCAAGGUGAAAAUCACUACAGAGAACGUGCAGUACCUCUUUGAAACGUCGAGUCUCUUUCAGAUCAGCGUUCUGCGGGACGCCUGCGCCAAGUUCCUGGAAGAACAGCUGGAUCCCUGCAAUUGCCUGGGAAUCCAGCGCUUUGCAGAUACGCACUCGCUCAAGACGCUGUUCACCAAGUGCAGGAAUUUUGCGCUGCAGACGUUUGAGGAUGUGUCCCAGCAUGAGGAAUUCCUGGAACUGGGGAAGGACGAGCUUAUUGAUUACAUUUGCAGUGACGAACUGGUGAUCAGUAAGGAAGAGAUGGUGUUUGAGGCUGUCAUGCGCUGGGUGUACCGGGCAGUUGAUCUGCGAAGACCAGUGUUACACGAACUUCUGACGCACGUCAGGCUCCCCUUGUUACACCCCAACUACUUUGUUCAGACGGUGGAAGUGGACCAGCUGAUUCAGAAUUCCCCAGAGUGCUACCAGCUGCUGCACGAAGCCAGGCGAUACCACAUCCUCGGAAAUGAGAUGAUGUCUCCCAGAACUAGGCCGCGCAGAUCAACUGGCUAUUCUGAGGUGAUAGUUGUUGUUGGAGGCUGCGAACGAGUUGGAGGGUUUAAUUUGCCGUACACCGAGUGCUACGAUCCUGUAACAGGAGAGUGGAAGUCACUGGCUAAGCUUCCAGAGUUCACCAAGUCUGAGUAUGCAGUGUGUGCUCUACGGAAUGAUAUUCUUGUUUCAGGUGGAAGAAUCAAUAGCCGGGAUGUUUGGAUUUAUAACUCUCAACUUAACAUUUGGAUCCGAGUUGCCUCCUUAAAUAAAGGCAGAUGGCGUCAUAAGAUGGCUGUUCUUCUGGGUAAAGUGUAUGUUGUUGGAGGAUACGACGGGCAAAACCGUCUCAGCAGUGUAGAGUGUUACGAUUCGUUUUCCAAUCGAUGGACAGAGGUGGCUCCCCUUAAAGAAGCUGUGAGCUCCCCAGCAGUCGCUAGCUGUGUCGGCAAACUCUUUGUGAUCGGGGGCGGUCCUGACGACAACACGUGCUCUGACAAGGUUCAGUCUUACGAUCCUGAUACUAACUCGUGGUUGCUCCGUGCAACUAUCCCUAUCGCAAAAAGAUGUAUUACGGCUGUGUCUCUAAACAAUCUGAUCUAUGUUGCCGGUGGGCUUACCAAAGCGAUAUACUGCUAUGAUCCGGUUGAGGACUACUGGAUGCACAUACAGAACACGUUCAGCAGACAGGAGAACUGUGGCAUGUCUGUGUGCAACGGAAAAAUCUAUAUCCUUGGUGGAAGAAGAGAAAAUGGUGAAGCUACAGACACUGUUCUUUGUUAUGACCCUGCAACGGGCAUUAUCACAGGAGUAGCAGCCAUGCCCAGGCCAGUAUCAUACCACGGCUGUGUGACGAUUCAUAGAUAUAAUGAAAAAGGCUUUAAACUGUAACUUUUUUUCUUGAGAAAAGAAGAAGAUGGCAUGAAUGAAUCCAGUGGUCUGCUGCAAGGCUGUCUUUUUAAAAAUUCUUGAAGUGGG